Messenger RNA from Lates calcarifer (barramundi perch), 6427 nucleotides. It is a transcript of the gene ccser2b, whose product is annotated as coiled-coil serine-rich protein 2b. NCBI's taxonomy places the organism in Eukaryota, Metazoa, Chordata, Actinopteri, Centropomidae. Gene Ontology annotation, biological process: microtubule bundle formation. The record is from RefSeq and is a predicted model, not a curated record. Gene Ontology annotation, molecular function: microtubule binding. Gene Ontology annotation, cellular component: microtubule cytoskeleton.
GUGUGUGUGUGUGUGUGGAUGAUUCAGCAGCUCCGGUUCAGUCAGUCAGCUUCAGUCUCAGCGGCUCGUCCUCUGCACAUGUACGGCACAGGCGGAUUUCAGGCGGACAAACGGCUUCUAAUUUGAUAUUUUACCGCAAACGUUGUGACGAGAGGAAGAUAAAGGUAGACCCGUGCAGGUGAUAAACAUCAGUCGGAGACCCCGUAGUGUUUGGGAAGUGUUGAGUUAGUGCAGGCCGGAGAAGAGGAGCGAAGCACCGUAGGGAGGCUGCUGCUGUGUCCUUCUCACAUCUCCCGGUGGAUUUUUAGCCUAAUUUAUGGACUUUUGACGCCUGUCGUCUUUUAUCACACUCUCUGCUGUCGGAUUUAACCAUAACCCAUCCUGACUCACAUCCAGCCGGUUUCAUCCAACCACCUCAACUUCGACAUUUCCGCAUUUUGACGUCUGAUGCUCCGUCUACCCGGCAGCUCCUCUUGCUCAGUGUCUCCAUGGUGAAGUGGGCAGGGUCUGAUGUCAGCCCCUCCUCUCGUCAACCCUCCUGCCAUGCCCACCAUGGUUUCCAGGUUGCCCAAAUUCGGUUUGAGGCCCAAAUCUGCCACAGCCCCCAGUGGUGCCCAGAUGGGUCCAACUGCUAACGCCGGCACCUUCACCAGCACCGCAGUGACCAGCACCCGCCUCACUAACGGGUUCUACCAUCAUCCUGGCCCGGCGGGGGUCAACGGGAGUUUAACUGCGCCUCCCUCCUCUGUUAAGCAGAAUGGAUUCAUCAGAGUGCCGACUUCAUUCAGCAUGAAAUUGAGGAAAGAAAAUGGGACGAUGGAGGAUGGAGGGGUGGAUGAAGAGGGGGAAUUGAGAAGAGGAAAGGACGGGAAUGUUGGGCAGAACCGCUCCGGUAACAACAUCCAUCAGUAUUAUUCCCAACGACCACAUGGAUCACCAGUGGUGUCCCAGCGUGACGCCAAAAAAACGACGACCUCCUCUGCAGGAAAGGGGCGUGGUUUUGGCCAACCUGUGACAUCCACAUCAAUGCCAUUACCACAGUCCAGCCCCAGAACUCUUCCUGGUUCUAAAAGCGGAUCUCAUGGUUCCAAACCAAGCCAGACUGCAUCUGGACUGACCAACGGCACAAAACAGACCCUAAAUGGUCUUCCUGGAUCUAAACCACGGAGCGGAACCAAUGGUUAUCUAAGACGGCCUCAGAAUUUUCCUCGUCCCAGUAGUUCUAGGCCAGGCUCUGGUCCUGGUUCUCGAUCUGGUUCCCCCCUCCAAAAGAAAGCAGCAGCCAGUCGCUCAUACUCCAGUGACAGCCUUGGGUCUGCUCCAUCGGUCCAACUCACUGAGAGUGACAGGUUUCGGUCACGUAGCCUCACCCAGGUCCGACAGCAGCCCUCCCCCACCCUCACCCCUUCCUCCACCUCCUCCUCUUCCCUCCCUCGCUCCCCCACUGUCACCCGUUCCUACUCCAUCAACAGGGCUGCUGAACGAGGACUUAAAGAGCUAACAGCUUCUUCUGCUCAGCCUCCAUCCAGAGGCAGCUUGACAAAAUCACCUGUUACCAGCCAGAGUCCAGAAGGAGGAGGUAGAGGUGGAGGGGUCAAAGUUCAAAGUGCUGUUGCUUCAGGGAGGUCAGGGGUUAUCAUCCCCUCCCUCCUACCCCCCUCUGCCUUAAAGAAACCCCUGCUAACCAGCCUCGGCCCUCCGGCUAAACCCAGUGGCAUCAGCUAUAAGCUGUCACGCCCGUCACUUAUCAAGCAGUCCCGCCCCCUCCGGGUAACCCCAACCAAUGUGUCUGGUGGUGACCCAGAAGUGAACCAAGGAUUAACGGGACAGAGGAACUCAGUAGAGAUUCCCUCUACUACAGAAAACAGCCCAGAAAGUACCCCAGAGGCUCCAGAGACAGAGGGGCUGUCAACAGAGCCAGUAUCCCAGGCAGAGGUGUCAAGUGGGGAGACACUGGAGGACAUGUCCCUGUCUUCAACCUCCUCUCUGGAUAGAAACGAUACCAGUCAGGAGUAUAUGGAUGACUUUGACAAUCUCGGAAACGGAGGAGUUGGAAUAAUGCUCCUCUCCUCCAAAAAUGACGAGGACGACUCAGGGCUUGACCAAUCAUGUGCCAGGUUUGAUGACGACAAGUCGGCUAUUAACGGUGUUACUAAGGCCACGGGACUCUGUUUUCUGGACGACGGUAUGGACUGGGCUGCCAUGAGACUAAGUGGUGAGCGAGGGGAACAUCGUCUGACCCAACUGUCACGCCGAAGAAGGUCCAGUCAGCCAGAUUAUCAUGACCAGGGUGGUUCGUCCCUGGAUCUGUCCCCAUCUGACAGCUGUGGGUCUGGGGGAACCUACAUGUGGGAUGAGGAGGGUCUGGAGCCGCUGGGGGGCGCCAUCACAACCGUGUCUAUCAACACCAACAGCAACACCACACACCACAUUGGCUUUGACUCGGACCUCAACAGCAUCGACAUCUUGAACAACCUGGACUCUUGUGAUCUGGAGGAUGAUGAUCUCAUGUUGGAUGCAGACUUUGCAGAAGAUGCCUCACUGCACAGUGAUGGAGACGGGAUGUCCCACAUGGCCCAGUGGAGGAGGAGACAGCUCUGCUGGGGAACACAGGAUGUCCACAAUGAUAAUGAAAGUGACUUCCAGUGUUAUAACCUGACAGAGGAUCCUGGGAAUAAGAGGACAGACACGACUAAGGACAGGGACCUCAUCCUGGACCUCUGCCCUUCAAGGUCUCCCUGCCUGUCUCCUCUUACUCCUGGUUUGGGUCUGGACGUGGAGGAACUGGCUGAAGACUGUUCUGCUGUCCGAUCACAGCUGGAGUUCCUGCAGAGAUUACUGCUGCAGGAGGAGGAUGUGGAUGAUGACACUCUGACCACAGACACUCUGAGUCCUGAGGCCAAUGACUCGUCCCACAGCUCCGACUCACAGGUGCAGGCUCUCCUGCAGGAGGUGCAGCAGCUCAGAGAGGAGCUGAGGAGCAGAGACCGAACCAUCGCACAACUCACACUGCAGCUGACUGUUCCCACAGCGACAGGCAGGUGUCGCUGCCAGGAGAUGACAGGAAAGAUGGAUCGACACACACAGACGACGGUGACAGAGAGAGAGAGCGUGGCCUCGCAGACACCCUGGAGAGAGCACACUUCACAGAUACUUCACUCCUCCAGCCAGGAAGUCCAGAAACCACUGAUGGACCGAGUUCCAAAGCCACCGCCAACCCAAGCUCCGCCUCCAGCUAACCCCCGCUCUGAGAUCCCUGCUGACAAACUUCUGGACUCCCCAGACACCAACACCGCUGACUCCAAGACCGAGGAAAGAGAGGCCGAUGGGAAAGGAUCAACGAAGGAGGAGAAAGGAGAGACGAAGGAGAGGAGAGGAGCCUUCACCAGAUCCCUGAAGCUUCCCCAGCCCUCCAAACUUCGCCAUUUCCUGUCUCAGACCUCCAGACCAGACUCCAGCUCUGCCUGUACCUUCACUGCUGCCCUCCCUCCAAAGAUGAGGGCACCCAGGCAGCUGUCGAUGCCUCAUGACCCAGAGAGCGACGACGCUUCUGGGGUUAAGCUCAAAACAUUGGCCUUUACCUCCGGCUCUUCUCGCCUCCCUAAGCCAAAGAGCCACUGAAAGCUGUGGGUUUCAAAGCUCCUUCCUAACAUGCAGCGAUGUGAGACAACCAACCACAGAUAUCCUACUGAGUCAUUCUGUUCGCAUUUUCGCUAUUUUAACCAUUAUUGAUCCUAAACUCUGCUUCCUGUUCUCCUAAAUUCUCAUGAUAGCAGACUUGGUGCUGUGCGAUCAAGUGGCUGGGAAGAUCAUCAAAUUAAAGCUGUAGAUAGGUUGAAAUAUAUACAAUUAACUUAUUUAUUGUUAAUACUUGGAGCACUGUGGUUAAUUUAAUAAAAGUUUAAAAACUUGGUAAUGCUUAAUUUUACAGGUCCCUCAGUCUUUAUUUAUACGUAACUUUAAAUUCAUAGAAUUGUUUGGUAACAAUCAUGAGAAAAGUGGUAGGAAAAAACAAUUUUGUGCCCUCGAUUUAGCUUCAUUUAUCACCCUUUCACGCUCACUUGUAUUUAAUAUGAUUCAAUUGUAACCUUUGACAGAUAUACAGUUUUCGUUGUGUUAUUUGUUUUACAGGACAACAGAGCUGUUUCUGUUUUGCCAUAAAAAUCUUAUCAAAUCAAGAGCUCUAAUUGGUUAGGUUUUUUUCUCCCAUGACAACUGCUGACCUUUGUGGUACUAAACUGGUACAUUCAUAUUUUACAUUAUUAUUAAUAUACAUUACAUUAACACAGUAUAUUCAUAUUAAUUAAUAUUUAAUCCCCUACAGCCUACAGCAGAUCAUCUCAGCAUGAAAAGAUGUGCAAAUGAAGUUCUUAGAAAUAAAUGAUUUAUAAACAAAUAUUUUAUUUGAAAGUGAGCAACUCUUUCAACAAUAUUCCCCCAACAACAGCUAAUAAACUCAUCACAGUUUGUACUAUGUAAAAAGAAUAAAUUGCUAUUUCUAGUUAACAAGAAAUUGUUAGAAAUUACAGGGACCAGUAAAAUAAAAUAUUACCAAAUACUUCAAUCUUAAAGUUAUGCUGUUAUGUUACAUUAAGUAUUGUAUUUAUUUGAAUUAGAAAUCAAGUAAAAGACAAAAAAAACAAAAACAAAAACCAGAAGGUGCAGAAGCUGGUUGGUUCCUUUACUUUCUCAGUAAGUUAUAUAAUCUAAAUAUUGUCUGAUGCCGAUUCACUCGCUGUGUGUUAGGAACCAGUCUUAUUGUUUGUGUGUCCUGAUUGAGUGACUUCUUGCUGUAAAAAGUCAAUGCAAGUCAAACCUCCUGGCUGCUCCUCCACUCUUCAUCCCUUACUCCUCCAAAAAAUUCACCCAAAAACCGAGACAUGUAUCCCACUCUGACCUCCAGCCCAAACACUGGAUCCCACCACCUUUUCAUCAAUUGAUCUGUCUGUCUGUUCAUCUCAGACGGACCAGCUCAAACCCGCUGCUCUGCAAAACAUCACGUCUCCAAGGUCAGAAAAUCCAGCUUUAUUUUUUGUUCCACAUCAGAGAAAAUGAGCUCUUUAUUCUUUCUUCCAAGCCCUGUGUUCGAUCUGUGCUUCACAUUUACUUUGACACAUUCUUUGCAAAAUGUUUCCAUGUUGCUGCCAUUCAGUGGGAAAACCUCCCGCCUCCAGUCGUGAUGUGAUUACUUUGCCUCUUGUAUGAGCUGUUUUUUUUUUAAAGCGUUUUCAAGGCCAUUGGAAGAACUCAACAGGUGGUUGAAUUCUCAGAUUUUGUGAAGAGUUGGAGGUGCAAGGUUUUUUUUUUUUUAACCAAACAGCAGUAAUUUGAACAAAAACACUCUAGUUAGAGGGUGGGAUAGAGUUAAAGGUCUCAGUAUGCUUCAGAGAAAGUGGUACAACAAUUUUGAGGUUCUUCUGUUUUAUGCCACUUCAUACUUCUACUCCACUACAGAAAUGACAGAAUUAUUUUCACAUAGGGCUGAGUGAUACAGCCAGAUAUGUUAUCGUGAUAAAGAAUUUAAAAAGCAGUCGUUACCUGUAACUAUCAUGCAAAAUAUCCAAUCAAGUCUUUCAAGUUUGAAGGCUUAUUUUUGCUCCUCCAUUGUGUUUUAAACUUUUCUUUAUGUUCAGAACAAGACACCAAAUACUGGAACAUUUCACAAAUAUGAGGUAGAAAAACUACCAACGAUAAAAUCUAAUCUAAUUAAUAGAAAACCUAAGCAAUGCAUACUUCUGCUUCCUAAGACGUGACUGGCAGUUGAUAACGAGUUUCUGUGCUGAUAGGGCUCACUUUAUGCAGGCCUUGAAAAGGUUUGUGGAGGUGUGAAAGUCCAAGGUCUAUUUUACUCACUUCCAUCACUUUUUGUACUACAGCACGAUUGUAUCUGAGGACAAACUGACAUGGUUAGGCACCACGUUAUGCACUCAUUCUUUUGAAGUAUGCUGAGACCUUAAACUAACCAGACUGAGGCUAAAAUCAUUGCAGAAAUUCACUGAAAAAAGAAAACAUUAAUGUGUCAAUACUCAACAGUUGAGGACUAAAACCCACACAUUAUUCCUUUUCUGAACACUGGAUGUCACAUUUGAAACUGAAUUAAUCAGUCAGGUGACAUUAGCACGAUCUCCUUCCUCACAUAAACAUUUUGUCACCACAAUUCAAAAGGAAAUUCAGUUCCCUCAGAAAAAAUGAACCCACUAACAUUUACCAUUUAAUCAUCUGUCUGGAGAUAGAGACUCUUCCAUCCAGCGCAGCUUGCUUUGGUAUUAUGAACAGUAUAUGCAAAAGAAUAUGCAACAAAGUCGCAGGUUCAACCCCCAUUAAAAAAAAAAAAAAGAGACACUUUGUCCUGCCCAUGUGCCCUUGAGCAAGAGUGGAGAUGGUGUUGAAGAUAUAUGCAAAAACAGUCUUAGCGUAGAUUCACAUU